Messenger RNA from Neoarthrinium moseri, 828 nucleotides. RefSeq lists its product as uncharacterized. Gene Ontology annotation, molecular function: iron ion binding; 2 iron, 2 sulfur cluster binding; 4 iron, 4 sulfur cluster binding. NCBI's taxonomy places the organism in Eukaryota, Fungi, Ascomycota, Sordariomycetes, Amphisphaeriales, Apiosporaceae. The record is from RefSeq and is a predicted model, not a curated record. Gene Ontology annotation, biological process: iron-sulfur cluster assembly. Gene Ontology annotation, cellular component: mitochondrion. The transcript is spliced from 2 exons. The coding region runs from base 1 to 828 and encodes 275 amino acids.
AUGCCCCCCCGGUGCGCAAAUCCGCACUCAGCCGCUCGGCUCUUUGUGCAGCUCUCGGCUGCGUCGCGCCAGGGCUCUAUCCUCGAUGUGCUACUGCCUCCCCAGACCCGGUCAUUCCGAGGUUCUGCGAUGACGAUAGCGACGUCGCCUACCACUCCACGUCACAUACAGUCCAGGGUCGCACGCGUCCGGAACGCCCGGGCCAUUGCGCCGAGGUCGUUCAGCACUACCGCUCUGCGCCAAAAGACUCUCGCCAUACAUAACCCCCAAGUCGACGAAGAUGGAACAGAGAUGGUGUUGGAAAUCACGCCGCGCGCAGCAAACCGCCUCACCAAGAUCAUGACAAAGGACUCAAACCCGCACCUCGCUCUGCGCGUCCAAGUCGAGGCUGGCGGCUGCCACGGCUUUCAGUACCUGAUGAGCUUGGUCACCCUUCCGUCUUCUGUCUCGGCCUCCAAGUCCACUACGCCCGUCCCUGGAAACCCGUCGUCGCCACCGGAAAUUGCGAUACCGAACCCACCCUCACCAGACGCCGAAGCCGAGUUGGCCCCGUCGACCACUUCCACCACGACGCCAGCGAAACCCGAGCUGAGAGACGACGACACCGUGUUCGCUUUUAUAAAAGACGACGUAUCGCCGGAAGACGAUGGCGGGCGAGCACUUGCCACGGGCCCCAAGAUCGUUCUUGAUACGCCUAGUUUGGACUUGCUAAAGGGCUCCAAACUGGAUUUCACGAUGGAGCUUAUUGGAAGCCAAUUCAAGAUCGUGGACAACCCUGCUGCAUCGAGUAGCUGCGGGUGUGGAACGAGUUUCGAUAUCAAGUUAUAA